AUGGCACAAGAAAAUUAUGAAACCACCGAUGUGGUCAUUUGUGGCUGCGGGCCUACCGGAGCCAUGCUAUCUGCCUAUCUCGGGAGAAUGUCUAUUCCUCACAUUGUUAUAGAAAAGGAACCAGAAAUUACGACUGAUCCCCGUGGUAUUGCGCUGGAUGAGGAUGGAAUUCGGAUGCUUCAGGGGAUUGGAAUUUACGAUCAGAUUUAUUCUGACAUUGGAACGUGCAUGUCCAAGUUCAAGUUUAUCGGAGGAACCGAGAAGAUUCUAGACAAAAAGCCCUUCCUGGAGAUGGACUAUGGAACGACUGAAGGUGGCACAGGACAUGUAGGCUUUAUCUGUCACAAGCAACCGAUACUCGAGAAACACUUGCGAGAUGCGAUGAAGUCCGAAUUUUGUCAAUUGCACACUGGAGCUAGUGUGUUUGAGAUUCGCGAAGAAGGGGACCACGUAUACAGUCAAUAUAAUGAUGCCGAUGGGUUUACCCACGGCAUUCGGUCCCGGUUCCUUGUUGGUGCCGAUGGCAAAACUGGCUUUACUCGAAAGAAUUUCCUCGAGCCGCUUGGUAUUCACAUGGAACAAGCACAUACAGCAUUCUAUGACGAAACUUGGGUAGCACUUAAUUGGGAAAUCAGCCUUCCUAAUGAAAAGACACAUCCCGAUUUUGCACUGUGGAGACUUGGAUAUACCCCUGAGCAAGUCUAUGAUCUAUUCUUCCCAGUAAACUUCCGUUUUGUCUGUAAUCCGGAGCGACCGGCUGUAUGUGGCCGCUUUGGAUUGCCCUCCAACCGUCUAUGGCGGUUUGAGUUUGUUGUGCGCCCCGGGGAAGACGGGGAAGAGAUGUCCAAGCCUGAGAACAUCGAGAAAGUUGUCUUUCCCUAUAUUACACACCCGGGGAGUCGAUACGGAAUUGUGGAAGAUGUUCAAUUUCCAGAGGAUUGCAUCCGUGUCCUUCGUUCACGACCUUUCCGAUUUUCCGCAAGGAGCUGCAACAGAUGGUCUCAUGGGCGAGUAGUCCUUUGUGGUGAUGCUGCACAUGUCUUUCCUCCGUUUGGCGGCCAAGGAAUUGCCUCUGGAUUCCGCGACGCCGUCUCCUUAGCCUGGCGUCUGGUGCUUCUCUGCCGACGACAGACAGUGGCAAUAAACAACCACGAGGAAGUUCUGUCGGGUUGGUACGUCGAGCGAAAACAGCAACUGGAGAGGUCACUGGCAGCAACGAUAAAAAAUGGCGAAUUUGUUACAGAAGGCAAUCCCAUCAAAAUUUUCAUACGCGACUGGUCUUUAUUCUUCAUGCACCUUAUCCCAAGAUGGAGGCGGGAUUUCAGACUUGGAUACCGAAAAGAGGGACUGGUGAAGUAUAAUCAUUCACCAGGCUUGCCUUUUGAUCCCAGCCACAAAGGAGGACUUUGCCUUCCACAGGUGUACUGUAAGCAACUUGGGAGUGAAAAGGUGAUGUUCUCAGACGAUGUGCUCUUUUCGAAAGAAAAGAAAGGUUUAUUCCAACUGUUGGUCUAUCUUGGCUCUGUUGAUGAGUUGGAUGUUGUUCGGCAAUCAGUGUCUCAGAUUGAGGAGAUCUCCAAAGGAGAGAUUCGUUCUACAGAAGUGACAUACCUUAUUGAAGACACAGGCGCAAAAUCAACCGAGGCAACAAGAGACCUAUUAUCGAUCUUCCGGCUAGCUACUGCUGAAGAAUUCGCUCAGUCAUCUUUAUGUCGCGGUCGGCCGGAACCGCAAUACUAUGACCCUCUCUAUCUUGGCAAAGCGCUUGAAGGAAACGGCUUUGUCGUUGUCCGCCCUGACCGGUUUAUAUAUGCCGCAUGUGACAAUAUCGUUGAUUUGGAGAAGGUCAUCCCUAACGCGGUACAAUAUCUCCACGGAUAA
Messenger RNA from Penicillium antarcticum, 1881 nucleotides. RefSeq lists its product as uncharacterized. Gene Ontology annotation, molecular function: FAD binding. The transcript is spliced from 6 exons. Bases 1 to 1881 code for a protein of 626 amino acids. The record is from RefSeq and is a predicted model, not a curated record. NCBI's taxonomy places the organism in Eukaryota, Fungi, Ascomycota, Eurotiomycetes, Eurotiales, Aspergillaceae.